Messenger RNA from Rana temporaria (common frog), 1092 nucleotides. RefSeq names its product C-factor-like. The transcript is spliced from 3 exons. The record is from RefSeq and is a predicted model, not a curated record. Bases 63 to 854 code for a protein of 263 amino acids. Lineage: Eukaryota; Metazoa; Chordata; Amphibia; Anura; Ranidae.
UCGCCCUGUACAUUAUGUAAAGCCAUGUUGCCGUUUGGUAAUCACAGGCUGUGAAGGGAAGAAUGUCCGGAGGAGUCGCACUGAUUCAGGGAGCAAGCCGGGGCCUCGGCCUUCAGUUCUGCAAGUUCCUAGUCCAGUCCAGCAAGUGCAGCCAAGUCAUUGCUACGUGCAGAGAGCCGCAGUCCGCUGAAGCUUUGCUAGAACUGAAGCAGCUCCACCCAGAUCUUCUGACCAUUGUGAGACUCGAUGUAAGCAGCCAGCUUGCCAUUCAGCAAUGUGCCCAGCAGGUGGCGCUGACUUUCGGCAGUCUGGAUCUACUCAUCAAUUCCUCAGCAAUGCUGCACCCUAGCGGCAGAGGAGAGACAAGCCUUAGAGAAGUGUCUGCAGAGGGUCUAUCGUUGGCACUUUCCACAAACACCAUAGGUCCCCUGUUGAUGGCGAAACAUUUUGUGCCACUACUGCUGAAAGGAACUGGAAUGUUUGGAGCUCAGUCAACCGACAAGUCCAAACAGCACAGCGCCAUUUUAAUAAACAUGAGCGCCAAAGUGGGCUCCAUAACCGAUAAUGGCUUAGGUGGAUGGUACAGCUACCGGAUGUCUAAAGCCGCUCUGAACAUGGCCACCAAAAACCUUUCCAUUGAACUAAAGAGGGGAAGUAAGAAAGUGAUUUGUGUUUCUCUUCACCCAGGCACAGUGGACACAGACUUGUCAAGACCUUACCAUAAGAACGUGCCCAAAGAGAAGUUGUUUUCUCAAGAGCUCUCUGUGAACUAUCUCAUGAAAAUUAUUGAUGGCUUAAGCAUUGAACAGAGUGGAAAGUUUUUCUCCUGGAAUGGUGGUGAAAUUCCUUGGUGAAAUAGGUCUGAUUAUGUUGUGUUGUGUUAUGUUAAAUGAAUUAGUCAGGACAUAACUUCUCUUGAUAUACAUAUACAAGUAUUCAAUGUAUUUGAUGGGAUUCCAUGUAAAAGAGUAAAUUCAUAUGCAAAUCAAAUUUAAAGGUAUGUAGAAUAAGUGGAAAUUUGCUUGUCUUAAUUCAUUUAUUAUGACGCUUUGGAGACCACAGUAUUUAUCAUUAAAUGUAGGUCAGAACAUA